Eremothecium gossypii ATCC 10895 is the source of this 363-nucleotide messenger RNA. RefSeq names its product 60S ribosomal protein uL29 (gene RPL35A). NCBI's taxonomy places the organism in Eukaryota, Fungi, Ascomycota, Saccharomycetes, Saccharomycetales, Saccharomycetaceae. Gene Ontology annotation, biological process: translation; maturation of LSU-rRNA from tricistronic rRNA transcript (SSU-rRNA, 5.8S rRNA, LSU-rRNA). Gene Ontology annotation, cellular component: cytosolic large ribosomal subunit; ribosome. Gene Ontology annotation, molecular function: structural constituent of ribosome; mRNA binding. The record is from RefSeq and is marked provisional. The transcript is spliced from 2 exons. Bases 1 to 363 code for a protein of 120 amino acids.
AUGGCCGGUGUUAAAGCUUUUGAAUUGAGAACCAAGUCCAAGGAGCAACUGGAGCAACAGUUGAUCUCCUUGAAGCAGGAGUUGGCUGCUUUGAAGGUCCAGAAGCUAUCCAGACCAUCCUUGCCAAAGAUCAACACCGUCAGAAAGAGCAUUGCUCGUGUCUUGACCGUCAUCAACCAGAACCAGAGACAGGCUGUCAGAGAGUUGUACAAGGGCAAGAAGUACCAGCCAAAGGACUUGAGAGCAAAGAAGACCAGAGCUUUGAGAAGAGCUUUGACGAAGUUCGAGGCUGCUCAGAUCACUGAGAAGCAGAGAAAGAAGCAGAUUGCUUUCCCACAAAGAAAGUACGCUAUUAAGGCCUAA